UCAAUUUUUGCGCCAAACCGCGCGUGUAUUUUAGCGAGUGUUUUGAGGAAAGUUAUUUACUGUUUGCGAUUAGUUGGUUUUGUGCGUAAAAAGUAAACCAGCUCAAAAUGUCCUCUCACGGACUUACGGAGGGUUUCCUGUCGGAAAUGAUGAAGGGAAACGAGAUGGAGAACCCGGUUUUGCAGGUGAUCGGUUCGAAGCGAAUCGCCAGCAGCGGUGAGCAGUCGGAACGAUUCCGACUGCUGAUUUCGGAUGGCAAGUCCCUGUACAGCUACGCUAUGCUGGCCACGCAGCUAAACGAUAUGCACCGGCAGGGCAAGCUGGCGGAAAACACAAUUAUACGCAUCGAUCGCUACACAACCUCGGUCGUCAAUCGAAACGAGAAGGGAGAGAAACGAGUGCUGAUCAUCGUCGAGCUAACCGUGCUAAAGGAUGGUGGCCUGGUGGGCGAAAAGAUAGGAAACCCACAGCCGAUGACGGACGUGCCGGCUUCGCAGACACAGAACUCCGUUGGCGGCAGUGCGAGCAGCUAUGAAAAGCCGGCGGCGUCUACCCGGCCCUCGGAAACCAGUGGACUUAGCACGUACGGUUCCAACCGUUCUGCGGGCGGAUCGAACGGUACGGCCGCCGGUGCCUCGCUCAGCGAUACCCUCACCCAUCCCAUCUCGUCGCUUAGCCCGUACCAGAACAAGUGGGUUAUAAAGGCGCGCGUUAUGUCCAAAUCGGGAAUUCGCACCUGGAGCAACGCGAAGGGUGAAGGAAAGCUGUUCAGCAUGGACGUGAUGGACGAGUCGGGCGAGAUUCGGGUGACGGCAUUCAAGGAGCAGUGCGAUCGCUACUACGACAUGAUCGAGGUGGACAAAGUUUACUUCAUCUCGAAAUGCCAGCUAAAGCCGGCCAACAAACAGUACUCCAACCUGAAGAACGACUACGAAAUGACAAUGACGAACGAUACGAUCGUGCAGGAGUGCAAGGAUAAGGAUGGAUCGAUGCCCGAGAUCCAGUACAACUUCGUACCGAUCGCACAGAUUGCCAACCUGGAACCGAACGCAACGGUCGACGUCAUUGGCGUGUGCAAGGAGGCAAGCGAAGUGGUACAGUUUACGGCCAAAACGUCGGGCCGUGAGCUGCGGAAGCGCGAGGCCACCCUGGUGGAUUCCAGUAACGCCGCGGUACAGCUAACGCUGUGGGGUGACGAUGCACAGAACUUCCCGGCCAGCAGCAAUCCGGUGGUGCUGGUGCGCGGUGCACGAGUGUCCGAGUUCGGGGGCGGCAAAACGCUCGGCCUAAUCGGUGGUAGCGUCAUGAAGCUGAAUCCCGAUAUGGAGGCAGCACACCGGGUACGCGGUUGGUUCGAGAAUGGUGGACGAGAUGCUUCGCUGGCCAGCGUAUCGGCUCGUACGGGUGCCGGUGCUGGUGCUGGUCUCAACACCGAGUGGCUUACGUUCCGCGAGGCAAGCGAUCGCAGUUUGGGUGCCGGAGACAAACCGGACUACUUCCAGGUGAAGGCCAUGAUACACACGAUCAAGUCUCAGAACGCCGUAUACAAGGCGUGCCCGCAGGCCGAUUGCAACAAGAAGGUGAUCGAUCAGGACAAUGGACAGUAUCGGUGCGAGAAAUGUAACGCCGAGUUCCCGAACUUCAAGUACCGGUUGCUGGUGAACAUGCUGAUCGGAGAUUGGACCUCCAAUCGCUGGGUAACCAUGUUCACCGAACUCGCGGAGGAAGUGUUUGGUAAAUCUUCGCAGGAAAUUGGCAGCAUGCUCGAGUUCCAGACCGAGGAGGCGGAGAAACUGUUUACCUCCAUGUGCUUCAGAUCGUUCAUCUUCAAGCUGCGCACGAAGGUCGAGUUCUACAACGAGCAGGCACGCAACAAAACGACGGCCGUCAGUGCGGCACCGGUUAACCACAAGGAGUACAACGCGCUGCUGAUAAAGAGCAUCCAGGAGAUGACGGGCGUAGGCAAGAACUAAACCCCCCGCGCGUAGAGGUACCAUUCCAUUCGAUUCGAUUCGAUUCGAUUACCAUCUGUUGCUUUGCUUCAUUCGUUCUCUUCACAAACUUUUGUUUUAUAUACUCAAAUCAUAACUUAAAAUUCAAGCUAAAGAAAUAAAAAAAAAUCAACUCAACCAUA
This is a messenger RNA of Anopheles darlingi, 2134 nucleotides long. It is a transcript of the gene RpA-70, whose product is annotated as replication protein A 70 kDa DNA-binding subunit. Gene Ontology annotation, cellular component: nucleus. Gene Ontology annotation, biological process: DNA recombination; DNA repair; DNA replication. Lineage: Eukaryota; Metazoa; Arthropoda; Insecta; Diptera; Culicidae. The coding region runs from base 108 to 1973 and encodes 621 amino acids. The record is from RefSeq and is a predicted model, not a curated record. Gene Ontology annotation, molecular function: DNA binding. The transcript has 3 exons.